This is a messenger RNA of Nannospalax galili (Upper Galilee mountains blind mole rat), 3410 nucleotides long. RefSeq names its product aldehyde dehydrogenase 1 family member A2 (gene Aldh1a2). The record is from RefSeq and is a predicted model, not a curated record. Gene Ontology annotation, molecular function: aldehyde dehydrogenase (NAD+) activity. The transcript has 14 exons. Bases 42 to 1610 code for a protein of 522 amino acids. Lineage: Eukaryota; Metazoa; Chordata; Mammalia; Rodentia; Spalacidae.
GCCGCCCAGCGCCCAGCGCACAGCCCACGCCGCGGCCUCCCAUGACUUCCAGCGAGAUCGCCAUGCCGGGCGAGGUGAAGGCCGACCCCGCGGCGCUCAUGGCCUCGCUGCACCUCCUGCCGUCGCCCACGCCCAACCUCGAGAUCAAGUACACCAAGAUCUUUAUUAACAAUGAGUGGCAGAACUCUGAGAGUGGGAGAGUGUUCCCCGUCUAUAAUCCAGCCACAGGAGAGGAGGUGUGUGAAGUUCAAGAAGCGGACAAGGCAGAUAUAGACAAAGCUGUGCAGGCAGCCCGGCUGGCUUUCUCUCUUGGUUCAGUGUGGAGAAGGAUGGAUGCUUCAGAAAGAGGACGUCUUUUGGACAAGCUUGCAGAUUUAGUGGAACGAGACAGGGCAUUUCUUGCAACCAUGGAAUCCCUAAAUGGUGGCAAGCCAUUCCUGCAAGCUUUUUAUGUAGAUUUGCAGGGAGUCAUCAAAACGCUGCGGUAUUAUGCAGGCUGGGCUGAUAAAAUUCAUGGAAUGACCAUCCCUGUAGAUGGAGACUAUUUUACCUUCACAAGACAUGAACCUAUUGGAGUGUGUGGACAGAUCAUCCCAUGGAACUUCCCCCUGCUGAUGUUUGCCUGGAAAAUUGCUCCAGCUCUGUGCUGUGGUAAUACUGUGGUUAUUAAGCCAGCGGAGCAGACGCCACUCAGUGCACUGUACAUGGGAGCCCUCAUCAAGGAGGCUGGCUUUCCACCUGGAGUUGUCAAUAUUCUGCCAGGGUAUGGGCCAACGGCUGGAGCAGCAAUAGCUUCUCACAUCGGCAUAGACAAGAUUGCAUUCACAGGUUCUACUGAGGUUGGAAAGCUUAUUCAAGAAGCAGCAGGAAGAAGCAAUUUGAAGAGAGUAACUCUGGAACUUGGCGGGAAAAGCCCCAAUAUUAUUUUUGCAGAUGCUGACUUGGACUAUGCCGUGGAGCAGGCUCACCAGGGUGUGUUCUUCAACCAAGGCCAGUGUUGCACUGCAGGAUCUCGCAUCUUUGUGGAGGAGUCCAUCUAUGAGGAGUUCGUGAAAAGAAGUGUAGAACGGGCCAAGAGGCGCAUAGUGGGGAGCCCCUUUGACCCCACCACUGAGCAGGGGCCUCAGAUUGAUAAGAAGCAGUACAACAAGAUCCUGGAGCUCAUCCAGAGUGGUGUGGCUGAGGGCGCCAAGCUGGAGUGUGGGGGCAAAGGACUGGGCCGGAAGGGCUUCUUCAUCGAGCCCACUGUGUUCUCCAACGUCACUGAUGACAUGCGGAUUGCCAAGGAAGAGAUCUUUGGUCCUGUUCAGGAAAUUCUGAGGUUUAAGACUAUGGAUGAAGUUAUAGAAAGAGCCAAUAAUUCAGACUUUGGACUCGUAGCAGCCGUUUUCACUAAUGACAUCAAUAAGGCUCUCACAGUGUCUUCUGCAAUGCAAGCUGGGACUGUUUGGAUCAAUUGUUACAAUGCCUUAAAUGCUCAGAGCCCCUUUGGGGGGUUCAAGAUGUCUGGAAAUGGAAGAGAAAUGUGUGGCAGUUUCCUAACUCAGCCAGUGUCACCAGCUCCUGUGCUCUCUGGGGAGAGUUUGGCUUACGAGAGUACUCAGAAGUGAAGACCGUGACAGUGAAAAUUCCCCAGAAGAACUCCUAGGAGGCCAAGAAGGAAGGUGAAGGCCGCCUGCUGACUCCCCUGCUUUCUCUGUAGAGCCCAGCUCUGAGGAGUAUAAAAUUGAGCCCCAGCCCUUCUGUACAGAUUGAAUUGAUGACAUAGCAGGCAGGUCACUGGACAUCUGAUGCAGGCCAGUGAGGCAGGGUUUCUAGUGAAAGGGAUCAUUUUAUGGAUACCAAAUAUUGGGGAAGCUGGGCAAAGGUAGGAGGAGGAGUGCUUGGUCUUUGUGGGGUGUGGGAUGGAAUAAGCGUUGUGGUCGUUGAUGCUUUGUCACAGAGGACUUUCCCUGGAGGAAAGGUUGCCUUGGCACUGUCUUCAUUUUCCUCCUUCCAGUGUCUCUCCACUUACCCUCCCUCUCUUCCAAGGAGCCCUCGACUGAGCUCAUUUAGGGCAGAUGUUUGGGCCGGGAACAAUUUUCCAAGGUUUUGCAGCCAAAUUACCAUUCCAUGUUAUCCAUUUCUUCACAGCAAACAUGAAAUGGUUUUAGUUAGAAUCAGACCAAACUAAAAAUGCCAGGAGCUGGUACACUGCCGAUGUUCUAAGUAAGAGUGUAGGCUCAUCCUGACUCAAUUUGCUUUCCUUACAACCAUAAAUAACACAAAUGAGAGAAGAUGAGGAUAAUGGAGAUCAGAGGCUACCACACCACAUGUCGUUCACAGCUUCUGAACUUGCUGCAGAGUUUGCAUGUGUGUGUGUGUGUGUGUGUGUGUGUGUGUGUGUGUGUGUGUUUCUUUUCUUGGUUAUUCUGGAACAAGACAAGGAUCACAGCCCUUAUUUUUUCAUAGAAGAAUAAGAUCUUUUCCAAAGCUUAAGACCAAAACAAUCCCAAGUAGACUCAAGGAGUUGGUGAUGUCAGAGGCCCAGCAGGCUGAUGAGUCCUCAUAAGUGACUUACUGCUGGAGUCAGAACUGCAGCCUCUUCUGCAGCUAGCUGCGCUGCACUGGCACCUGCUUACCCCAGUGCCAAAGUCACUCUGGUCCGUUGUGUUCCAAUAACAUGCCUGAAAUCAUUGGCAGUGACCUUGGAAAGUCCUAGCAAGCGUCAGUGUUUCCCUCUCUGCAGAGUGCCGGUGUGCCGUGACUGCUGCGCUCCACCAGAGCUCCUCUGUCAUGCCCAGUGGCUCAUCCACACACCAUUCUUGUCUCAACGAGCUUCAGCCUGCGGGGGUGGAGGAUGACUCAGGCCUGGCUCUCCUCCCAAUCCUACUCUCCCCUCUGCCUUCCAGUGAACCCCCAGUUUGGUGUGGGCAGCAUCAACUUUCUUUUCCUUCUCUCCCUAGCUGCCAAAUUCAAGCCAGUCUCUAACCUGAGUGAACAUGUAUUUAAAAGUAUCAAACAUAAUCUAGAGUAUGUAGCAUACGGGGGUAUAUAUAUAUAUAUAUAUAUAUAUAUAUAUAUAUAUAUAUAUAUAUAUAUCCUUCUAUAUUUAACGUUUACCUACUUUCUAACCAUACCAGUUUUAGGUUUUCUAUUUAUAACCCAGCCUGUCCACAAUGUUCUAAAGCAAGUUCUCCUUGCUGUUAUCGACAAACGACAGUGCACUCAGCAGCCGAAGCCCUGACAUGCCGUUUUGAGUCCUUCCAGCGAACACCCUGCUCUUCUCCUGUAGUGCAUCCACGUGAACAUGCCAUUAACCAGCUAGUUCCCUUUGAACCACAGUAUAGAAUGUGAAAAUGAAGAUUUAUGACUUUUAAUUUACUUCAGAAGAAACCUCUGUGCUAGCAAUAAAGCAUUUAUAUUGUGUA